AUGGAGUUUGUAAAAAUUCUUAGGGGAAUGUAUUGCUGGGUAUAUGAUUAUACCCCAGCGCAGGCCAUUGAUUUCUGCGAUUGUUCGGAGACUACCUAUAUUAAAAUCAAAGAUUUGAUUUUGCAAGUAACUUCUGAACAAGAGCCAGAAAUGGUUAAAAUAGGUGGAGAAGGUAUUGGGGUGCAGUUUGACGAAACUGCUAUCUGUAAUGGGGAGUUAAUACCUAAUCCAUCUA
Messenger RNA from Vairimorpha ceranae, 235 nucleotides. RefSeq lists its product as hypothetical. The record is from RefSeq and is a predicted model, not a curated record. The annotation marks the transcript as partial. Lineage: Eukaryota; Fungi; Microsporidia; Nosematidae. The transcript has a single exon.